AUGUUCCUCGCGGGCACCAUCAUCUUCGGCGGCGGGCCCGUCAUCAUCCCGCUGCUGCGCGAUUCCCUCGCGGGCGCGGUGAUUGCGUGGGUGGGGAUUUUCAGUCCCGGGUUGGUGGUGGUGCAUGGGACGAUGGGGAUCUGGGGGGCGAUUAGGGGGUAA
Molecule: messenger RNA, 162 nt
Organism: Chaetomium strumarium
Lineage: Eukaryota; Fungi; Ascomycota; Sordariomycetes; Sordariales; Chaetomiaceae
Exons: 2
Coding region: 1-162 (53 amino acids)
Source: RefSeq, a predicted model, not a curated record